CUCGACACGAGCUCUUCCAACUCCUUUUAACACCUCAAAUCAUUAUACAUCCGAGUUUUAGAAAGUGACAAGUCUACCCGUUUUCUUCUACAAUUGGCAUUACUAGUCUUCGCGCUUUAAGAGACCUGCGUUAUUCCUACACUUUGUCGUCUUAGAUCGUCACAUAAGUACCUUGAUCAAUCCCUUCAUCAUGACAAUGCUCAAAGGCUUCGUAUCAAUUGGUCAAUUGGGCCACAACGCCACCAGAAACGCCCGACGAGUCCAAUUCCAGCCAGCCUUUCAGGCACCCGUCACUGCUGUGAAACAGAGGAGAGCUUUUCGCUCGCUUGAAGGCUUGCGGGCAUCCGAAGAGCAGCCAAGAAUGCAUAACAGAAACGAACUAGAUCCCCAGAGAUCGGAGGGCACAAAGACCGGUACCGACAACGAAGUCGCAACCCACCACGCGGCCUACGAUCCAAACACCACUUCCCCGGAGGGCGAAAUCAAUCAAGCUGAGAAGGAAAGCGAACAGGGAGGCAAAGUCAGCAAUCCCUUGGACGUAAGUGCUGCGAACAAAGAUGUCAGUGAAGCACGUGAUCCGCAAGAAGGAGGGCCGGACCACAAUGCGGAGAAGGAACCGAGUGGGAGAGGAUCGCCGAGGAAGGGAAGAGAGGUGCACGUCGGAGGUAAAAAAUAAGUGCAGUCGUAGGUUGAGGUAACUCAAGGCGCAAGGCGUGGCUGCCAGACUUGGCAUGAAUAUACAUUUGAUCUUGUCACAUAGGAUUCGAGAGCAAUUCUCUUACAGAACGCAAAGAACAUCUAAGAGCAGAUACCUUUUUGCAAUUGUCAGGUCACCAAUACGAUACAAGAAU
Aspergillus novofumigatus IBT 16806 is the source of this 851-nucleotide messenger RNA. RefSeq lists its product as uncharacterized. The transcript is spliced from 2 exons. The record is from RefSeq and is a predicted model, not a curated record. Lineage: Eukaryota; Fungi; Ascomycota; Eurotiomycetes; Eurotiales; Aspergillaceae. Bases 191 to 676 code for a protein of 161 amino acids.